CCUCUUCAUACAAUCGGAUUGACAUCAAGACCAAUAUAUAUUUCUAAUAAAGAUAUUAUCACAAUUAUAGUUAUAAUAAUAACUCAACAAUCAUCAUCAUCAUCAACAACAAUAAUAAUAAUACAGUUAACCUAUUAUAAGGAUCACUAUGACAACUGUACGUGACAUUGUGAACAAUAUAAAUAUUUUAUUAACUGAACGUAAUCAUCUUGCUGUUGAUGAUCUCAAAUUAAUCCAACAAUCAACUAUUGGAACUUAUUUCUAUACCCAAUUCAGAUUAGUCCUUAAUUUGAUUGGAUUACCACGAGUUAAUCAACAACAACAACAACAACAAAAUGAUCAUCAAAUCGGAUCCACUAUUCAUCAUCAUCGUCAUGUAAUGAAAAUUACUAAAUCAACAAUUGGAAAUGUAAGGAAACAAUCAGCUGAUUACUUGGAAUAUCUUGAAACAUGUGAGAUGUUGAUUGAUUUUUCUUGGGAAAAAUUAAAUAUCGGACAUUGGAAAUCAGUGAAACUUGAUUAUCGUUACCUUUAUGGUUAUGUUUGUAUAAUUAAAACCCUAUUACAACUCAGAAUUAUAUUAAACUCACCUGAUGCAAAUGACCAAGAGGAAGAGGAAGAGGACGAAGAUGAUGAUAAUCUAAAUCCGUAUCAGUUUAAUUUCAAAUUAGAUGAUAAGCCAAAAGUUGAAUCUAAUUGUUUACCAAAGGGACUCAAUGAGAUUAUAUUAGAAUCGUUAAUCCAAACUUGUGAUAUGGCUUGUAUCAUGUGUCCACCAAUUAUGGAUGGACUGGCCUCGGACAUUGCUUGUUUACUUCAUUCAAUCCUUAGUGUCCACUAUUCAACCAAGUGGAAAACAUUGUCCACUAUCAUGAAAGGAAGGGAAAAGAUUUUACCUUACCAAUCAAUUGAUCCUGUUAACAGAAUUGAAAUUAUCCAUUGUCCAUCAUUGGAAAUUUUCAAACAAUCUUAUGCCAACAAAAGUAAACCCUGUAUUAUUACCGGAGCCAUGGAUGACUGGUCAGCUUGUGAUAAUCAAUCAGAUAACCAUUGGUCACUAGACUAUUUAUUAUCCAAUAUGGGAGCUCGUACAGUUCCGGUUGAAAUUGGUAAUAAAUAUACUGACUUUGAAUGGUCACAAAAAUUGAUGACAGUUGAAUGUUUCAUUGAUAAACACUGGACUGAUGGUCCAUCUAAAGGAUAUAUUGCUCAGCAAGAAUUAUUUCAACAAUUUAAACAAUUAUCUUAUGAUUUUACUAUACCCGAUUAUUGUGGAAUCAAGUCUGACCAAUGUAAAGAUGACCAUCAACAAACCAAGAGUGACACUAAUGAAAAAGACAAAGACAAAGACAAAGAUUCAAAUGACAAUGAAAGUGAUGAUCAAUAUGAUCGUAACAAUAUCGUUGUGAACGGUUGGUUUGGCCCAUGGGGAACUGUAUCUCCACUUCAUCAUGAUCCUUACGAUAAUCUAUUAGCUCAGGUUAUGGGUGGAAAAUAUAUUCGCUUAUAUUCAAAUAGUAUUAAUCCUAAUCUACUUUAUCCACAUUCAGAUUAUCUGCUUUCCAAUACAAGUCAAGUUGAUAUUGAAUCAAUUGAUCCGAUCAGGUUUCCAAUGUUCAACUCAUUGCCCUACCUUGAAUGUUACCUUGACAAAGGUCAAAUGCUUUUCAUUCCUAAAGGUUAUUGGCAUUUUGUAAAGUCAAUGUCAAUCAGUUUUUCAAUUAACUUUUGGUGGACAUAAUUAUAAUCUUGAUAUUAAUCAAGCCAACCCAAUUAAUUUGAAGCACUUGUCAAUAUAUAAAUGAUAAUUUGUUGUUAAAACAGUUUUAAAGCCAAAGAAAAUGAUUUGUUUGAUUUUGUUAACAAAAUUUGCUUCCAAUUUGAUUGAUUUGAAUGUGUAUCAAAAUGAAAGAUUAAAUAAAAAUAACAUCUCAUUAAUUAAUCUCAA
Messenger RNA from Panonychus citri (citrus red mite), 1948 nucleotides. RefSeq names its product lysine-specific demethylase 8-like. The record is from RefSeq and is a predicted model, not a curated record. The transcript has a single exon. Gene Ontology annotation, cellular component: nucleus. Gene Ontology annotation, molecular function: histone H3K36 demethylase activity. The coding region runs from base 149 to 1741 and encodes 530 amino acids. Lineage: Eukaryota; Metazoa; Arthropoda; Arachnida; Trombidiformes; Tetranychidae.